AUGUUAUCUUCGGAUUGGGAGAGGCAGUCGAGUCUCCCGUGGCAACAAUUUCCUCACCGUUGCCAGCUUUCUCCAACCGUGUGCACACGACGCGGACACUUGGGAAGNCCAAUAUUGCAAUUGGCUGCUAUACCGGAGCUAGAUAUGCUGCUUGCCUUGGCCGAAGGCAAGAUGAAUGUCUAUCAAUUACAGAACUGUCAGUUAAUCACUACGGUACCGAACAGCCGGAGCGCGUCAGUGUUCUCACAUUGUCUAUCCGAUGUGAAUAACACGAUGGGACUGUAUCAUCCUAGCUGCAUGGUUAUCGUUCCCACGGUUGCUGCGCGAUCCGGUGUUGGUCGCCAAGCGACCAAUGAUGGCGGUCCGAUUGACAAACCACCCGCCCUGCGUAUAUGUGUGGCGGUGAAGCGGCGCUUAUUUCUGUGGCGUUGGAAUCCCGCAGCACAAGAAUUCGUGACUGUUGGCGGAACGGACGAUUCGAUUUCUGUGACAUGUUUGCCAGAGAUAAAUUUCCCUGAAGAGGUCCGAUGUGUCAUGUUUGUUGAUGCUACUUCUGUUUUAGUGGGAAUGCGCGCGGAAUAUUUGUUGGUAUCCCUUGUCUCUGGUGAGAUACGUACUAUCGCUAAUCCUNNNCAACUACCCCUGAUGUGCCGUCUGUCUGGUUGUUUUCGGGCCCCAGAGACAGAUCUGCAUCUUGGUCAACUUGUACCCACUCAUCCGUUUGUCACUUCCUCGCCGGAAUCAAGGAAGGUAUCUGUGGAACGAGGCUCGACCGCGGGUCUUAAUUCCGGCCAGACUGUCCAACUGUGUGAUGAUCCGGCCCCGAUCGGUCUCGGCCGAGAUGAUCUACUCCAAGUUAUUUCCAGCACUGGCUCUGUGGGAAGUCUGAGGCAACAAAUACGUUGGACCAACGUUCCGCAUCAAUUUCACACGAUGGACAAAUUUCUUGAAGUGCGAAUAGCUGAAACCUGUGAACUGAUUCAACAAUUACCGAUCGCUCGUGUCCAAGCCUUGUGUCAUUAUCACGGCUGGUUGUACGCAGCUACUGCACCUGCCACUCAGCAUCCUCAACCCGACGUGAGAACUCCCAGUUCCGGUUCCCCCGAUUCACUAAAGUCGCCAGGGGGUACUAGUGUGGACUCUCUAGCCUCUCACGUGAGCAAAUCAAUGGGAAGUGGAAAUGAGAUUUGGUUGAUUCUCUCAACUAACCGAAUGCAUUUGGUGGAAACUCUCAUUCGGCAUCAAGAAUUCGAUUUGGCUCAACGUUUGGCCUCCGUGGCCGCGUGGACUGGUCAGACCCCGAUUGAGACGCGCAUGAUCGCUAUUUUGCACGCAUGUCAUCUCUAUCGACAACGCGCUUUUCCUGAGGCCUUGCGAAUUUUCACACAACAAUUGAUUGAUCCUUCGCAUGUUCUAAGUCUUUUUCCUGAUCUGAUACCGGAAACGAUUCGAUCCCAAAUUCAUUAUCCCUCGGGACUUGAGUUAUUGGACGCUGAACGUUGUACCAGUGCCUUCGAACCCCUGAUCACCUUCCUCCUGACUUGGCGACGUGUUCUGAGACAGGCUUUAUCAUUAAAUCACAGCAAUCAGCCUUCUUCUCUCACUACAAUUCGUGGUCCGUUCUCGGAUCCGACUAGGGAUUUAGCUGUGACAUGUUACCCAAUUUUCGAGACCAGCUCAUGCACAAAUUCGGCCCUAACUUUGCUGGAAUUAAUUGACACCGGUCUGUUGAAAUGUUAUCUGGCAACCAACAGUGCGCGAGUUGGUCCGUUAUUACGUCAAGCCAAUUCCUGUCAACUGGAAGAAUCGGAGAAAACAUUGUUCGCAAAUCAUCGCUAUCAAGAUGUUGUCAUGCUGUAUCAAUCACAUGGUAUCCAUCAAAAAGCUCUCAGUGUAUUGCAGCAGCUCGGUAUGGUUCGCCUCAAACGAAUGGGCAUUAGUUCACCUGAAGCCUCAAACCUUGUCACACACUCGAUGGACGUGCCCCCCAUUGAUACGAACCUUGUGGAUUCUGCUGAGCUUGAAUAUCUGGGUCACCCGCGAACCAUGGUGCGUUAUUUAAAAUCGCUUGGACCGAGUCACUUUGAUUUCGUGGUGGACUACGGAGAUUGGGUAGUGCGAUGGUACCCGUUCACAUGGAUGCGUAUUUUUGUAGCUUGGGAGCGGCAACUGUACUUGGAACGUCGAGAGCACACGGUCACUAGUCAGGCGGAAACAAGCAGUGAAGUGAAAUCCUUCUCACGCUCCUACCGGGGUCAAGUGUUGAAGUAUUUGGAUGAAAACGCUCCGCAUCUGGUUAUUCCGUUCAUGGAACUGCUCAUUUUCGGUCGUCCGGAUCGCGAAGUUGAUAGCGAAGAUGAGGAGGAGGAGGAGGAUCAAACAAAUGACUCAAAUGGAACCAUCGAGGAACCGUGUGAUCCUCACAGAUCACACUCACAUCUAUCUGAAAAGGUUCGUUCUACAAGUGCUUCAUUUUCACUCCUGCACACACUGAUUGCACUGAUUCAGUCGUUUCUGCCAUUUUCUCACUUUUUAAUUAUCAUCUCAAAAACAAUGACCGUCUUCAAAACGCUGUCGCAAUCUCAGGAAUUUCUGUUGACUGAUCACUAUUUUAGUUCCCUCCCAUCCGAAUAG
Molecule: messenger RNA, 2634 nt
Organism: Echinostoma caproni
Lineage: Eukaryota; Metazoa; Platyhelminthes; Trematoda; Plagiorchiida; Echinostomatidae
Source: the annotation of a GenBank genome assembly